Microtus oregoni (creeping vole) is the source of this 2679-nucleotide messenger RNA. RefSeq names its product nuclear body protein SP140-like protein. Gene Ontology annotation, molecular function: protein binding; DNA binding; DNA-binding transcription factor activity, RNA polymerase II-specific. The coding region runs from base 103 to 2280 and encodes 725 amino acids. Gene Ontology annotation, biological process: regulation of transcription by RNA polymerase II. Gene Ontology annotation, cellular component: nucleus. The transcript has 24 exons. Lineage: Eukaryota; Metazoa; Chordata; Mammalia; Rodentia; Cricetidae. The record is from RefSeq and is a predicted model, not a curated record.
GUUCAGGGUCUGGAAGCCUGUGAGAAGACCAAGGAUUAGAGCUCAUCCUCACAUGACCCUGGCAGGAGUUGAGAGACAGAAGGUGGCAGCUUCAGCAACAGGAUGUCCACAGUACACGAGAACACAGAAUCUAUAUUCCGGCUCUUCAGAAUAUUUAAAUUGGACAUUUCAGAUGCAAUAAAAGAUUUAUUUCCUUUUCUAGAGAUUUUCCGUGACUACAAUGUCAUCAGCAACAGGCAGUAUGACGAUUUUCAAGAAUCCUGUGGAAACCUGAUCCCUUUACGAAAAGUGGUCUACAGAGUCUUGGAAGAACUGGAAAAGAAACAUGACCUGAAGGCUCUAGAUUUAUUGUUCUGUAAGCAAAAUAUGGAGGCAUACCCUGAUUUGGAACGCAUUUUUGAAAGAUUUAAAAAUGUCUUACCACAGAACGAAUUGUGGUCCGAAGAAAUCGAUAGAAGGUAUCCGAACUCACAGCUCAGUGUUGAACAAGGACCUGGUGACAGCUGCUGUCAAGAAAGCCUGACCUGGUCACCCUCAGGUCCCUCCUCAUCUGAUGGCUGGAGAAGUAAUGAUGGAGGAAAUACCACCCUCACCCAGGGAACACAAACUGAGAAUCAUCAAUUCUCCAUCCCUCAGAUUCACAAGGGAGCAGAGAUACCCAGACAUGGAAUCAAAAUUUACCAUUGUUCUGUGAAUCCGGUAAAUAUAAAGCAAGAAAAUUCUUCAGUUUUCUUGAGCAGUGAACAUCAGACCCACACAAGGACCGACCACAAUCAGGCCUCUGAGGUAAUAGACCUUACCGGAGAUAAUUCUGAUGAUGAAAACAGCUGCUCAGAGGAAUCCACCUCAGUCACCUGCCAGUCAAGCUCAGGUUUCCCUGCUGGCCAGUGGCUCUGCUUACAAAAUGCCCUCGCUCCAUUUCCUGGAUCCCGCUGCGGGCCAAGAUCCCUCUCACCACUCAGAAGGGUCUUCAGGACCAGGAUCAGGCUCCCCAUUCACCAGGGACCUUGCCAACAAAAGGCCAACCCCUCUGCAGGCCAGCCACCAAAACAGAGAAACUCCCGCUGCCCUCUGCCCCGAGCUCCGGACCCAGCGCCCAAACAGGAGCCUGUAAAUUCCAGAAAUCCUCCUACAUCCAUAAACACACAUAGGAGAAGAGAUACGUCUGAUACUAAGAGCUCAAACACCAGGAAAAGACAAAGAAGGACAAGACAUACCACGUAUGCUGAGAACAACUCUACCUCGGGAAAGCAUGGUCAAAAAAAAAUAAGGAAAAAGAGAAACAACAUUGGAAAAUAUGUAAUUCGGAACAUCAAAAUGCCAGUGCCCACAAUCUGGAAAAAAGCUUACACAGGGAGACAUAUCAACAGUUCUUCACAAAGACGCAGAAAACAAGGACUGACAGAUCCUAGACAAAGCAAUGUGGAUUUUAACCGUCCUGAGCUUCCGGUGACCUGUGGUACUGCUGAGGGGACUCUGUAUGUGGAGAAAUUUAAGAAAGGCACCUAUGAGAAGAGUAUACGGAGUGACAAUGAAAAGUGGCUCACGCCCAGGGAGUUUGAAAUCAGAGGAAAACUUGAAAAAUCCAAGAACUGGAAGAAAAGCAUACGUUGUUAUGAAUGGACCCUGAAAGAAUUGAUAGAGAAAGAAUUGCUACCGAACCCACAAAAGAAAAAGAACAAGUAUGUACCAGACCCACCAAAGAAAAAGAGAAAGCUGGAAAAUUCACAACAGUGUACAGUGUGCAGCCAAGGAUGGAACUUGUACCCUUGUGAUAGAUGUGGGAAAUUCUAUCAUGAAAAUUGCCACAUCCCACCUGUGGAAGACAAGAGUGGCCCAUGGAGCUGUGUCUUCUGCAAGAUAAAGGAUCAGGCAAAGUUCCAAGAAAAUCAAGCAUUUCAUAAGGAAUCUGAGGUCCUGAAGAGGAAGAUGUUGCCUGAGGAGCAGCUGAAAUGUGAGCUGCUUCUCUUGACUGUCUAUCAGGAACCAAAAUGUUGCUUUUUUAUCCACAAACCAAAGCAAAGAAAAGAAGACUUUCCAGACCUCAAAGAACACAUGUGGUUAAACAAAGUCAAGAAAAGGCUGAACAAGAAGGCAUAUCAUUCGGAUCAGAGGUUCAGCAAUCUUGGAGACACAAUAAGAAAAGUAUUUGAGAAGAAUUACAAAAUAUUAUUUUCAAUCAAGAAAACAAGAAAACAACUUCAACCAUUGACUAGGUGGAGAUCACAACAAAACAGACCGGGAGUCAACACACCGUCCUUGGGAACAGCUAGAAGAUGAACCAUGUCUAACAUAAACUAAAAUUGUUCAUCUUGUAAUGUAAAAUGGGAACGAGAAGUCAGAAGUUCAACCCUGGGAGCUCAGUCAUGGAGAGAAAACUCAAAUAGGAGCUGUGGCCGACUGCUGGACUUCCACAGACAGUUUCUGCUGACUGCCGUGAGCAUCCAAUUUGAUGAUGUUGUCUCUCUGUUGUUGUUUAUUCUUCAACCUGGAAGCCUCACCAAUGAUAACUCUGCUCUGCCCUGGACUCCACUGGGAACUCCAGACCCCACCCACACCACCUCUACGCGAUGUCCCCAGUCAGUUCCUCCCGCAUAUUUCAAGUACAUAAUGAGCAAUGAUCUGUUGUUUUUCUCUUUACUUUUUUACUUUGGUUUGUUACAUACUUAAUAAACUCAU